Molecule: messenger RNA, 1583 nt
Organism: Anolis carolinensis (green anole)
Lineage: Eukaryota; Metazoa; Chordata; Lepidosauria; Squamata; Anolidae
Product: transmembrane protein 91
Exons: 2
Coding region: 595-1146 (183 amino acids)
Cellular component (GO): membrane
Source: RefSeq, a predicted model, not a curated record
GGCAACACCUUAUGGAAUUCUGGGAUUUGCAGUUUACAAUGUAGUAUUUGAAAUGCUAGGUUUUGUGUAUUGCAAAGCUACACAUUCCAGAAUACUAUAGGAUGUUGGCCUUCUGAAUUGGCUAAGCAUGCCGGGCUUCUGAACCCACAGUGUUGCGGUAGCUGAAAUCACUCAAGAAAAAGAUCUUUGCCAAUGUCAAGCACUUUGUUAAAUGAAAAUGGCUGUCUUCUUGCUGCAGUACCCACACCCAAUGCCAAUCUAUAUCCCUUUGGCUUCAUCCAAAAUUUGGCCAAUUCCUCGUUCCACUAAUUCUUUAUUCUGGGCUGGAUGACAUUUUCCAUCCAAGAGCCAGAACAAUCUAUGAGAAUCCCUUAAUCACAUCAGCAGUGUGGCAAGAGUUAGCCAAUUUGUCAGGCAAGCAACUCAAGUAAAAAGAAGGCUCAGAGUGGUCGGCUAAGUAAGCAAAAAGCGGAACGUGAAAGGUAGGAAACGAAGAGGGAGAAGAACACUUAGUAUCUCAGUAUCUAUCGUGGAAAGCUAGGAAAGAUCACCCUUAAAGAACUAGAAAGAGGGAGAGAAGAACAGACCUUCAGAAUGAGCAACCAUAACUAUGAGGAGAUGAAAGGCAAUGCUUCUGUUACAAGCGAUCCAAGCUCUCACUCAGAAAAACAUUUCCACCAAGAGUCUGACUCGCUAAAGCUUCCUCUUCGACCACCAUCACCCAUGAGCUAUGGGGCACCUCCACCCCUUACACCUCCAUCAUACCAAUCUUCUUCUGAGCCACCGGAUCCUCAAUUCAGCCAAGGACCAGAGUUCCAGUCUCAGCAGACCAUCUUCAUCACACCUGUCCAGCCGACUAAAGAGCCAGAUAAUACGAUCUACUCCAUCUUUACCCUGAUGUGCUGCUUCCUUCCGCUUGGUAUUGUUGCCUUAGUUUACUCAAUAAAGACACAAGAAGCCAACCACAGUGGAAAUGCCACAGUUGCUCAGAAAUAUUCUAGACUGUCACGCAUGAUGGCCCAUAUAGCAUUUGGGUUCGGGAUUCUGAUCUGGACUUUGUAUAUCACCAAACUGACAAUCCAUUCUAGGAAACACGAUGAGACAACAGACCAAGGUCUGGCCAAUCUAUCAACAAAUAAUCCCUGAAGAUGCACCGCGUGAUGCUCACAAUGUUGAAGACCCUUCCCUGUCUUGUGAUUCUCAAAUGACAGAAUGACAGUUUUGAUGCCAUAUUAUUUGAGUGAGUCCUUGAAGGCACAUAUUAUUUGACUGGCACAGUUUAAAAUGCACAUCACUUGGUUUCUGUGUAUAUAGGUUUGAUGUUUCCGAUAGCUGGUGGUUUCCAUGUUCAUUAUAUGAUUAUAUUAUACUUUAGGCUUUCAUUGAAGCUUUGAAAUAACUAUUGAUUCUAUUCCGAAAAUAAAUUCAACACACUACGUAACUCCUUUAAGUUCAAGUUAAAGCCCAGAGUAGAUUCAUGGUCCCAUAUGUCAAGGUCAUGUAUACUUUGCAUGGUGUGUCAUGUAAACCAAACCCUUAGUAUUAUUUUACUUCACUUUGAUUAAACUCUUGUCCUUUUGUAA